GGCAUACACGCGCCCAUGCAUAGGCUUCUAGAACUCCCGCUCGUGCACAAGCUCAUACCAGGCAUCGAGAAGCUGGCUAGCGAGUAUCACGUCGGGAAUUUCGUGAUCGAUCGUACGAACGGCGAGAGGUUCUUCGAGAGUAUGCCAAUCUACACCAGGCUUGGGAUGCAUCUCCUGUUCUAUGGCGGCGAGCAGCGUAAGGUCCUGCACAGCAAGUCUGUCGAGGCAGUCCUGAGGGACCUCUCAGUGCGCCAAGGGAAGAUCUACGAUGCGCAUGACUCCGUCAAGUCAAUCCCGUCCUUCAUCCAGACAUAUGCCAUUCGCACGGACGAGCUCCUACUGCCCGACAUCGCACAAUACAAGACGUUCAACGAGUUCUUCUUCCGCCGCCUCAAGCCCGACGCGCGGCCUGUGCAGAAUGUGGAAGAUCCCGCAGGCAUCUGCAGUGCGGCGGACUGCCGGCUCGUGGUGUACCAGAACGUCGACCUCGCGAAGCUGUUCUGGAUCAAGGGGAACAACUUCACGGUUGCUAGCCUCCUCGGCGUCGCACCCGGCUCAGACACCGCGCGUGCCUUCGACGGCGGGAGUGUCGCCGUCUUCCGGCUGGCCCCCGCGGACUACCACCGUUUCCAUAGCCCGAUAGACGGCACGGUCGGCGAGGUCAGGGACCUCCCUGGGGAGUACUACACCGUGAACCCUCAGGCAGUCAACGAACAAGGCUUUGACGUCUUCACGGCAAACAAGCGCGCGGUCCUGUCGAUGACGCACGCGGCGUCCGGCAAGCCCGUCGCGUUCGUCGCCAUUGGCGCGAUGCUGGUCGGCUCGAUUGUGUGGACAGCGGGUGGACAGUCGGGCGCACAGGUGCGGCGCGGCGACGAGCUAGGGUACUUUGCAUACGGCGGGAGCACGGUCGUCGUGCUCUUUCCGCCGGGCCUGGUCGCGUUCGACGAUGACCUGCGGAAGAAUUCGGAGGUGCCUGUGGAGACGCUAGUCAAGGUCGGCAUGUCUAUUGGGCGGGCAGAUAUUUAGGCUUCGGUGCUGAAUAUACCAAGUGACUGACGUGGCGAGGUCCGAACCGCGAGCAAAGGCGGAGCGGGAGAAGAAUGUGCAGUGAAUACCACUCUCAGUAUUGCUACUAGAUACAUCUUGAAAAUUAUCGUGCUUGUUCUCCAG
This is a messenger RNA of Postia placenta MAD-698-R-SB12, 1173 nucleotides long. RefSeq lists its product as hypothetical. Gene Ontology annotation, biological process: phospholipid biosynthetic process. The record is from RefSeq and is a predicted model, not a curated record. The coding region runs from base 16 to 1029 and encodes 337 amino acids. The transcript has 8 exons. Gene Ontology annotation, molecular function: phosphatidylserine decarboxylase activity. Lineage: Eukaryota; Fungi; Basidiomycota; Agaricomycetes; Polyporales; Adustoporiaceae.